UGGACUGAUCACCGUCACUAGUCUUUCACGCACUUUGUUCGUGGUUGGUCGCGCAACGUAUUACUGGGUCUCAGUGAUAAUUUGGCGUUGUAGGUGCACAAUUUAAACCUUAUAUGCUCCCUACACAUAUAAUAUUACACAGAGAGACUCCACAAUUGUAUAGAAUUAAAAUCUUAACUCGUUCAAAUCGGUCCGAUUAUAUGAUUAUGGGUGAAGAUAUGUAAUUUGGACAGUUUUUGCGACAAUUAGUGACAAUUGUAGUGCGUUCACAUAAGUCCUCUCUCAUUUUUCGUGUGGUUCUUUUAUCAAUUUUUUCUCUUUCACUCUUUCGGACAAAUUGAUCCUUUGUGUACAUUUUUUUUACCGGAACGGGCACUACCGAAAUUUUUGAAUUUCUCGCACCCUCUUUCGACAUUCCGGAAUAAUUGUGUAACACACUUUCGCUGUUUUGUGCAACUCUAUUGCUGCAUUAUCAGUGAUUUUUUUUCGGAAAAUUUUUUGAACCGAAUCCGAAAAUUCCGCCGGAUCCGGUCGACGUACACGCGGUGUUCCAAAAGUGUUUGUGCAUCAUCAUCCACACAACAACUCUUAUUUUUUUGGAUAAAGUGACAGGAGAUUAAGUUUGAAGUGAGACAUUUGGUUCCGGAGUACCUGUGAUUCAUCAACUCCCAACGAGUUUCAGUUAUUUAUGAUCUGCAAUUAAUUAAAAUUUAAUGACUGCCGAGUGACACUGAAUCAAUUUGCUGAUGUGAUCAUAAAUAGGCACUCAAGUGGCCAAGAAUUUGCAGCGGUGUUGCACAAUUGGUUGCCGUCGGUGAGAUACAGCACCGGUGCUCAAGUCAGCUUCAGUGAAGUGCUAUUCUUUUGGGCUCAAAGCCUCCGAAAAAAAAUGCCACGUGAUUGAGAAAUUAAAACAAGUGUCCGGGCAACGAGACAGAUAUCUAAAACCUGAUAAUUGAAUACUAACGCUCCAGACAGUCCAAAGUGUGUUGCCCUGUUAAACAUUCAACCCUCAAGUGAUUUUGUGAUUUGAAAGUGUCUAACCCCCUGGAGGGUUCAGCUAUCAGGAUUUCCAACUGCAGCAGAGGCCCCCGUGGUGCCAGGCCUAAGGCUGUAGGUGGUGGUUUCCAAAGUGGUUCGACGUUUUUGUGUAACGACGGCGUCCGCGUACUUGUGAAAAGUGGCCUCUAUAGGCGCCAACACGCUCAAUUUCACAGACCUGGGGAGCCCUUACGAGGGCCCCCCGAGCACCCCGCAGUCGGGUAUGGACGCGCCGGAUGCCCCGCACACCCCCAAGUACAUAGAUGGGGGUGCGGCGACGGCGCCAGGAAAGUCGGCAUUUGUCGAACUACAACAACACGGGUACGGUGCCAUUCGGGGUGGUUACCAACACUUUGGAGCUCAGGGUGGUCAAGACUCCGGCUUCCCAAGUCCACGUAGUGCUUUAGGAUAUCCAUUUCCGCCAAUGCAUCAAAAUUCCUAUUCUGGCUACCAUCUCGGCAGUUAUGCACCGCCCUGCGCCAGUCCACCCAAAGACGAUAAAUGUGAAGAUUCUGGAUUACGGGUAAAUGGAAAGGGGAAGAAGAUGCGGAAGCCACGGACAAUAUACAGUUCACUGCAGUUGCAACAGUUGAAUCGACGAUUUCAGCGAACACAGUAUUUAGCAUUGCCCGAAAGAGCGGAAUUGGCCGCAAGUUUGGGAUUAACGCAGACACAGGUGAAAAUUUGGUUUCAAAAUAGACGGUCCAAGUACAAGAAGAUGAUGAAGGCGGCCCAAGCACCCGGAGUCGGCAGUGGUUUGCCUCUAGGAGCACCUAAUCCAGGCUCUCAUAGUCCUCAGCAUCAGGGUAUGCAUCCAGCAGGUGGAGGAAACGGUUCAAGUAGCGGCUCACCUCCACAUUUCCUACCUCCUGGACACAGUCCAACACCAUCGAGUACACCGGUAUCUGAGCUUUCACCAGGUCUGAGUCCGCCAGCUCAGGUACCGUGGAAACAGGAACCACCUCAUUGGGGCGACCACAAACAGCCCCAAAUGACAACACAGCCACCUCAUGCACCCCCUCAAGCGAUACAUGCACCCCAGAUGAGUGGUUAUGCUCCGCAGUAUUGGUAUCAGCCAGAAACAAAUCCGUCAUUACUAACCUACGAACGAUUUAUGACAACAUACACAUAAAUAGAGUAUGGCCUGCCGUUUAACACACAACAGUGACAUAUACAAGCACUUUAGAUAUUAAAAUAAUUUUACAUAGUGAAAAAUGUGAAUUGAAAAUUUUGAAAAUAAAAAAAAGAAACAUUAUUUUGAAAGAAAAGGACGGAAAAGGAUUCCUCUAUAAAUAAUUCUUUUGUUGAAUGCUGGACAUUAUUGUACAUUUUUGACCUCUGGCAGUUCCAUUGAGAAAUAAAUGAAUUUAUUGAGUUAUUUAAUGGUUUUAAUAAAAUCAUUAAGAGAGCAUAAAUGAAUCGUAAUAUAAAACAAAUAGUGUGUGGAUUGGAUGAGAAGAUAAUUUGAGAGCCUAACUUAAAUCUCUGAUACAAUGGCAGAUUUAUAUAGGAAAGAAAUUUGUAAAAUAUUUAAAUGGAUACAAGCGAGUAAUGUCUAUUUUUAGUUAGAUCUCAUUUCCAUGUAGAUUUUUUUUUCACAAUGUAUCGAGAAAAAAGUGUGGAUUGACAAACUCCGGAUUUUAGAACUAUUGAUAUUUUUUUUAGACUAAUAACUGAAACUGCUCUGUGCAAUAUAAAGUGAGAAAAUAAAGUAAAUAGAAAUAUUUAAAUGAAAAUUUUAAAAAAUUAUCAUUUGGGCUACAUUGUUUAGUUGAUUAAAUUGAAAAUUUCGAAAAAUUGAGGAAUGAGAAUUAAAAAAAAAGGAAACAGAAUUCAUGAAAAAUCUCUGGCUGUGAUAGAUAUUUCUUAAAACAGAUAAAAGAACAUUAAAAAUUUGAAAUAUUGUGAGCCAGAAAUUUUCAUCUUUCUCCUGAAGUUUCAAAAAAGAAUGGAGGUGAAUUUUGAAAUAACAAUGAUACAAAAUGUAACAAAUACAUUUAUAAUUUUCCGAGUAUUUGUAUUUCUUACUGUAAUAUAUUAGCUCUUAAAAAAAACAAACUGAAAUUACAAUUAAUAAGAGCCGGAAUGAUAGAGUACGCAAAAUUUUAAAUAAUUUCUAAAAAGAACAAAACUAGGAUUAAGAUAUAGAAAUUGAUUUAAUUUUAAAUGAAAUGAGUGCUAAGCUAUUCUUACUAUUGAUGGAAAAAAAAUGAACAAAACAAAAAUGCUAUAUGUAAAAUUUUCAAAUUUUCUUCAAAUUCAAACAACAAUUUGUACAAGGGUUCCAAAAUUUAUUUCUGAGCAUUAAUAAAAAUCUAAUUAACAGUAUUUUUUUAGAGACAAAUUCCAGUCUAUCUUUUUCUCGAAAAAAAAAGGAUAAAGAAAUUAAUAUGUAAAUUGCAAUGUGAUUCAGUUACAUAAACGAUAUAAAAGUAAGACGAUGGGAAAAGUUGAAAAAAAAAUGAAACAUAAAAAAUCUUUUCUGUAUAGAUUUUAAGGCAUAUUGUUUGUUUCAGAUAGAAGAAAAAAUGAAUGUAAAAAAUGAUGAAAAAGGUAUUAAAUAUUAUUACUACAAAA
Phlebotomus papatasi is the source of this 3618-nucleotide messenger RNA. It is a transcript of the gene Dll, whose product is annotated as homeotic protein distal-less. Bases 1265 to 2173 code for a protein of 302 amino acids. Gene Ontology annotation, biological process: regulation of transcription by RNA polymerase II. Gene Ontology annotation, molecular function: RNA polymerase II cis-regulatory region sequence-specific DNA binding; DNA-binding transcription factor activity, RNA polymerase II-specific. The record is from RefSeq and is a predicted model, not a curated record. Lineage: Eukaryota; Metazoa; Arthropoda; Insecta; Diptera; Psychodidae. The transcript has 8 exons.